GUCUUCUGAAUUGAGAAAAAUGAAGCCAGCACAAACAACAAAAAAUCCUACCUUCAUGCGCUAGAUGGCAGUGUUUCUCCGAUUGGGAUCUCGCUUUUCCAACACUUUUCCAUUGAGUCGCUCGUUGAUGACUCGUUUUGUUUUUCUUUGUUUCACUGAGGUCUGUGGCGGCUUCGUCUCCCCCUCGAGGUGCCCGUCUUAACUUUGAGGCGCAAUAGUGAACGGAAACAGAGAAGCGAGAGACAAAAAGGAGGAGCGUCAGUGAGUCAAAAGAGCGAAUUGGGAAUAUCUGGAAAGACAGAAGGACCGGGGCCGAGAAUUUGGAGCGAGGGAGGUAAUAAGGAGCCUCCUUGCCAGCUGACGUAGCCAUGUAAUGAGGCGUCAAAUGGCCUCCAGACCGAGAAGAAAAACUUAGAAGAGAAGAGCAGACACUUGUGAGAGAAGAGUUUAACACGGAGCAUGGCCUCAACCAAAGAGGAUGGUGUGGACGAGAGACUGGCACACAUUAAAAAGGAGGACUGUGAGUGGGGGCCACCAGGAGAUUGGCGUGUGAAGAUAGAGGACUGGGAAGGAAGGAGUUCCGUGUUUGAAGAGGAGGAGUCCAAGGAGGAGUUUGUGGACAUUAAAGUGGAAGAUGUGAACAAUUUCUCAGGGGGUCCUGAAUGGCAGGAGUGCAAAACUGGGAAUAUUUUCAAACAAGAAUCUCCCCCCAGUUCACGGCCCUGGUUCACUCAUCAUGAGGCAGUGAAAUCUGAGAUUCCCGAGGGUGAAGAGAAAAUCACCGAAGGCAACGAGAGAGGAGCGGAGGAAGAAGAGCCGUUAUCUAGGAGUGUUGGAAUAAAUUUCCACGACAAUGGUAGCGUUUCCCCAUCUUCAUUUGCUCAGCAGUCAUGGAACUGCAGACUGCAACAGAAACGGGACAAGGACAAGAUGAAGAAAUCUACAAGGGGAUCAAAGAAUGUGACCUCAGCCUCUCAGCAGUGCAGUUCUGUUCCUGCUACCAGACUUACACAGGGAGAAGUCAUCAACAUUGAUCAGCAAGAAGUGCUUAACACAAAUCCAGAGGCUUUAUAUGCAGAGCAAGGGGAUGGAAAAACUUUGAAAAAAAAAUCUGAUUGUGAAAAUAAGUGGAUUCAUACAAAACAGAAGCCACAUCCCUGUGAAGAAUGUGGCAAACUAUUUUCAUGCAUCAGAAAUCUUAACUUGCACAAAAGAAUUCACACAGGAGAGAAACCCCAUUGCUGUCAAGAAUGUGGAAAACGAUUCUCACAGAUAAGCAAUCUGAAGAGCCACUCGAGAGUUCACACGGGAGAAAAACCUUUUUGCUGCUCUGAGUGUGGCAAACGUUUCUCCCACAACUGCAGCCUACAGACCCAUGCAAAAAUCCACACGGGAGAAAAGCCUUAUUGCUGUAUUGAAUGUGGGAAAAGAUUUUCACAAAUAAGCCAACUUCAAAGCCACACUAGAAUUCAUACUGGAGAGAAACCUUACUGUUGUGUUGAAUGUGGGAAAAGAUUUUUGCAAAUAAGCCAUCUGAAGUGCCAUAUGAGAAUUCACACUGGUGAGAAACUUUAUUGUUGCCCUGAAUGUGGUAAGCGAUUUUUAGACAGUAGCACUCUUCGUAAGCAUGAAAGAAUUCAUACAGGUGAGAAGCCCUAUACCUGUUCUGAAUGUGGCAAACAAUUCUCCUACAGUAGCAGUCUUCAGAAGCACACGCGGAUUCAUACUGGAGAGAAGCCGUAUUGCUGUUCUGAAUGUGGCAAACGGUUCUCUGACUGCAGUGCUCUCCGCAGCCACAGGAGAAUUCACAGUCGGGAAAAACCUUAUUGGUGCUGCGAAUGUGGAAAACGAUUUCGCUACAGUAACAGUCUUCGGCUGCACACUCAAAUUCAUACUGAAGAGAAGCCAUAUUGUUGUUCUGAUUGUGGCAAAAGAUUCUCCAAUAACGGUUAUCUGCAGAAACACGCAAAAAUUCACAGUGGCGCGAAAUCUCAUCGAGUCGACAUUGCUGCAGAUCAUUUCAUUACAGAGGUCUUCGCUUAUCCCAGACAGCACUACGUCAAUAGCGACCUUUUCGAUGAUGCGCUCGAUGGACUCUCCACGAAACCAGCUGUGGAUAAGGUACUGCAAGUCCUGUAUCUGCCCCCCGAUGGGGCGAUUAGGAUCGAUCUGCCACAGCCGGAUCUUACGCCCCUUGGCCAAGGAGCUCAUACAAGUAUUAACAAGAAUUUGCUGCUUCAGAUAAUCAUAAUCAAGUCUCUCAAGGGGAAUGUUUCGCAUAACCUUCAGAGCAUCUCCAGUCAAAAACGGGGCCACAAUGGCAGACCAGUAUCGCCUGUUCCAGCGCAUCAACGUGGCCAUAUGUUCAAAGCCAAUGAGGAAACUCUCAGGAUCGUCCUUAGGAUCCAUCUUCACGAGCACAUCAGUGGGACUGAGAGGGACUGGAGCCCACGCAGGCACAUCGUCCGGAUCAGGUGGAAGGGGGGCGUCGUGAGGUUGUUCACCUUCAGCGGGCAACUGCUGUUGAGGAUCCAUCUGCAAGGGAUUCUUAGAAGAGAAGAGCAAACACUUAGGGUGGAGAAGAGUUUUACACAGAGCAUGGAUUCAGCCAACGGUGAUGGAGUGGAUGAAAGGCUGGCAAACAUUAAGCAAGAGGAUUGUGAAUGGGGUGCACCGGAGGACCUGUGCAUAAAGCUGGAGGAUUGCGAAGGGAGAAUUUCGGUUUUUAAGGAGGAGGAGGAGUCCGAGGGGGAAAUUGUUCAGGUUAAAGUGGAGGAUUCCGAAGAUUUCUCAGUUAGUCCUGAACUGCAAAAAAAUGAAAUUGUAAAUAUUUUCAAGCAGGAUAUUGCUGAUGAAGCUCAUUUCAGCUUACAGCCCUGGUUCACCAAUAUGGCACGACUGGCUGGCCAACAAAAUUCUGUAACAGUGAAAUCUGAGUUUGAGGAGAAAAUCACUGAAGGAAAGACAAGAGAAGGAGAAGACUAUGCUAAGAAUGUGGGAAUAUAUUUGCAGGAGAGUGGCAGCUUCUCUACAUCUUCAUUUGCCGAGACUUCUUUUCGGUGCAGACUGCAACACACUUGGCACAAUGAGAAGAUGAAGAUGUCAGCAAGAGCAACAGAGAAUUUGACAGCAGCCUCUGUGCACUUUAGUUCUCUUCCUGUUGCCCGACUAACACAGGUAGGAGUCAUCAACAUUGAUCAACAGCAACUGCACAAUUCAGAUCAAACAGGCCAAGAGGACAUAAAAACUUUCCCACAAAUAUCUGAUUAUAAGUUAAUUGACAUGAAACAGAAGCCAAAUUCUUUUUUUCAAUGUGGUCAGCUGCUUUCAGGCGGCAGUCUCAAGAAACGUACAAUUCCUUUGGCAGAGAAACCUCAUUGCUGUUCUGAAUGUGGCAAACGAUUCUCACAGAUGAGCAGUCUUCACAGGCACACAAGAAUUCACACUGGAGAAAAGCCCUUUUGCUGCUCCGUAUGUGGCAAGCGAUUUUCUGACAGUAGCAGUCUCCAAAGACACACAAGAAUUCACACUGGCGAAAAGCCAUACAGCUGUUUGGAAUGUGGCAAGCGAUUCUCCAACAGCAGCGCUCUCCAACAGCAUGUACAAAUUCACACCGGAGAGAAGCCAUAUUGCUGUUCCAUCUGUGAGAAAAGAUUUUCCAACAAUAGCAGUCUUCAGAAACAUGCAAAAAUUCACACUGGAGAAAAACCUCAUUGCUGUUCUGAAUGUGGGAAGCGGUUCUUGCAAAUAGGCCAGCUUCAUCGACAUGUCAGAAGCCACACUGGGGAGAAACCCUUCUGUUGUACUGUAUGUGGUAAACAAUUCUCCCACAGCAGUGACCUUCAUGGUCAUGAAAGAAUUCAUACGGGUGAGAAACCACACAGCUGUUCUGAAUGUGGAAAGUGUUUCUCAGACAACAGAUGUCUUAACAGACACUUGAGAAUCCACACUGGAGAGAAACCCCAUUGCUGUCAAGAAUGUGGCAAACGAUUCACACUAAUAAGCACUCUUCAGAGGCACACAAGAAUCCACACUGGAGAAAAACCUUUUUCCUGUUUAGAAUGUGGAAAACGAUGUUCUGACCGACGCAGUUUACAAAGACAUACAAGAAGUCACACUGGGGAAAAGCCAUAUAGCUGUUUAGAAUGUGGGAAAGGCUUUUCUGACAGCAGUACCCUUCAGAAGCAUACACGAAUUCAUACUGGAGAGAAGCCAUACUGCUGUACAGAGUGUGGAAAACGAUUUUCCCAAAUAAGUAGCCUUAAUAGCCACUCAAAAAUACACACCGGAGAGAAACCUCAUUGCUGUUCCGAAUGUGGGAGAAGAUUCUUACAAAUAUGCCAACUUCAACGGCACCUCAGAAUUCACACAGGAGAGAAACCAUAUGGUUGCCCUGAGUGUGGUAAACGAUUCUCACACAACAGUUGCCUUUAUAGCCAUAGAAGAAUUCACACUGGCGAGAAACCUUAUAGCUGUUAUGAAUGUGGCAAGCGUUUCACAGACAGCAGGUGUCUCACUAGACACGUGAGAAUUCACACUGGAGAGAAACCCUAUUGUUGCACCGAUUGUGGCAAACGAUUCUCAGACAGCACUGGCCUCCGUAGCCAUAAAAGAGUUCAUACUGGGGAGAGACCUUAUGGCUGUUCUGAAUGCGGCAAGAAUUUCUCAAACAGCAGCAAGCUUAGUAGACACAUGAGGAUUCACACUGGAGUGAGGAAAAAUCGCAAAGUACCAGGAGUUCCAAACAGUAAUGCGCCAAAGGUGGAAUAAAGCCACCAACAUAACGGCAGUGACAUUGCAAUCUGUGGUUUUCAACAAAAGAAAUUCCAAGCCUAUCUAGACCUCCUAUGAAUUACUUU
Erpetoichthys calabaricus (reedfish) is the source of this 4859-nucleotide messenger RNA. Its product is annotated as zinc finger protein 91-like. The coding region runs from base 460 to 4770 and encodes 1436 amino acids. The record is from RefSeq and is a predicted model, not a curated record. The transcript is spliced from 6 exons. Lineage: Eukaryota; Metazoa; Chordata; Cladistia; Polypteriformes; Polypteridae.